Tachyglossus aculeatus (Australian echidna) is the source of this 2103-nucleotide messenger RNA. RefSeq names its product glycine receptor alpha 2 (gene GLRA2). Bases 453 to 1808 code for a protein of 451 amino acids. NCBI's taxonomy places the organism in Eukaryota, Metazoa, Chordata, Mammalia, Monotremata, Tachyglossidae. The record is from RefSeq and is a predicted model, not a curated record. Gene Ontology annotation, biological process: chloride transmembrane transport; regulation of membrane potential; chemical synaptic transmission. The transcript is spliced from 9 exons. Gene Ontology annotation, cellular component: neuron projection; synapse; postsynaptic membrane. Gene Ontology annotation, molecular function: transmitter-gated monoatomic ion channel activity; transmembrane signaling receptor activity; glycine binding.
CAACCCUUUGCUCCCUACCUUUAGCAACUCCUAGCAGAGCUGUCACAUUUUCUAGGGAAGUCUUUUCCAAGCCAGAGGAAAAGAAAAGAAAAGCCUCAGCAGCCAGAUUUUCAGCAUGGCACUGUCACCAUCCCCCUUGGCAUGAUGAUGCGUUUAAGGUAGCAGCAUUUUUAUUAUUCAGUCAGAGCAGCUGGGGGACUCAGCAGUUCUGAUGCUUUGUCUCUUUCGGGUUGGCUUCUGGUGGGGAGCUUUGAUCUGACCUGACCAUGAUUCCCAGGACUGGCACUUUUUGUUUUUUCCCCCCAAUCUGUAGAAAUCCAAAUCUCUCUCUGGUUAUCAAGGAAACUAGAUUACUGCCAGAUUUUGGAUCUGGGCAAUAAGGGGGACUUUCUCAUAGCUUCUCUCUGGAAUCAUUUCUGGGAUAUUUUCCACAGUCAUCACAGAAAACAGGAAUGAACCGGCAGCUAGUGAACAUUUUGACAGCCUUUUUUGCAUUUUUCUUAGAGACAAACCACUUCAGGGCGGCUCUAUGUAAAGACCAUGAUUCCAGGUCUGGAAAAUCUCCUUCGCAGACCCUAUCUCCCUCAGAUUUUUUGGAUAAAUUAAUGGGACGGACUUCAGGAUACGAUGCCCGAAUCAGACCAAAUUUUAAAGGGCCUCCUGUAAAUGUUACCUGCAACAUAUUUAUCAACAGCUUUGGUUCAAUAGCAGAAACUACAAUGGACUACAGAGUGAACAUUUUUUUGAGGCAGCAGUGGAAUGACACCCGGCUGGCUUACAGUGAAUACCCAGACGACUCCUUGGAUUUGGACCCAUCUAUGCUGGACUCCAUCUGGAAGCCGGAUUUAUUCUUUGCCAAUGAGAAAGGGGCCAACUUCCACGACGUCACCACCGACAACAAGCUGCUGAGGAUUUCGAAGAAUGGGAAAGUGCUCUACAGUAUCAGGUUAACAUUAACCUUGUCCUGUCCAAUGGACUUGAAGAACUUUCCCAUGGAUGUCCAGACGUGCACAAUGCAACUAGAAAGCUUUGGGUACACCAUGAACGACCUGAUAUUCGAAUGGUUAAGUGAUGGUCCGGUUCAAGUAGCGGAUGGUUUGACCUUGCCUCAGUUUAUUUUGAAAGAAGAGAAAGAACUUGGUUAUUGCACAAAGCACUACAACACUGGAAAGUUCACGUGCAUUGAAGUCAAGUUUCACCUGGAGCGCCAGAUGGGAUACUAUUUAAUCCAGAUGUACAUUCCCAGCCUGUUAAUAGUCAUCUUAUCCUGGGUUUCCUUCUGGAUCAACAUGGAUGCAGCUCCAGCCCGGGUGGCUCUCGGGAUCACCACCGUUUUGACAAUGACCACGCAGAGUUCGGGCUCCAGGGCUUCACUGCCAAAGGUCUCUUACGUAAAAGCGAUUGACAUCUGGAUGGCAGUGUGCCUUCUGUUUGUGUUUGCCGCCUUGUUGGAGUACGCAGCCGUCAACUUUGUUUCAAGGCAACAUAAGGAGUUCCUGAGGCUGAGGAGAAGACAAAAGAGGCUAAGCAAGGAAGAAGAUGUUGCUCGGGAGAGUCGCUUCCAUUUCAGCGGCUACGGGAUGGGCCACUGCCUGCAGGUCAAGGAUGGCACGGCCAUCAAGGCCACACCCCCCAACCCACCUCCGGCACCGCCCAAGGAUUCCGACUCCAUCAAAAAGAAGUUUGUCGACCGGGCAAAAAGGAUUGAUACCCUAUCCCGAGCCGCUUUCCCACUGGCCUUCCUCAUCUUCAACAUCUUUUACUGGAUCACGUACAAAAUCAUUCGGCAUGAGGACGUUCACAAGUAAUAGGCAGUUUCCCUCCGGGCGUGGGGCCCUUCUUGCCCAAGUGAUGUACUUGUAAAUAAACAGUGAAAUGCUCUUUCUGUCAUUUUGACAAGGUGGGGGGGAGGGGGCUUUGCAGGAAGUGGAGUUUAUGGCGCUAAGGAAGGAAGAGAAGUUACAGUAUAUGAAGAAAAAUGAUUACACAAAACUUAAGACGUUGCAGGAAAAUUCAGCAAGUGGCCAUUAACUCUGAUCUUCCAGAUUCUCAUUUUAUCAACCCAAACCGACAGGGCCAAACUUUUCCCAAUCCCAGUAAGGA